GAGGACUAGGGACCGACCGUGGGAAGAGGAGGUGCAGACAGAAGAAGGCGGCUCCCAGGACCAGGGGUCCUGCCAAACCUCCCAAGAAUCCUGAGCACCUGGUGGGGUCUGAGAGGAGCUGCCACCUGCAGGAACCCACGGUCCCCGCCUCUCCCGUGACCUGUCCCAAGCUGACAGUGGCUGUCCCUCCCCUGCUGUCCCGGACCUGCCCUUCCUGGCAGGGUGCUCGCCACCAUGAGCUGGGAGGCCAUGAAUUCCACCAGCUCCUACGCCACAGGUGGGGAGGACACCACCUUCACAGACUACUCCUACUCGGAAGACCCUGACGGCACCGUGUGCUCCCUGGAGUCUGUGCGGAACUUCUCAAGGUCCUUCCUGCCGGCGGCCUACGGGCUCAUCUGCGUGUCGGGGCUGCUGGGUAACUUGCUGGUGGUGGCCACCUUGGCCUUCUACAAGAAGGCCAAGUCCAUGACAGACGUGUACCUGCUGCACAUGGCGGUGGCCGACGUGCUCUUCGUGCUCACCCUGCCCUUCUGGGCGGCCGAGCACGCCCUCGGGGAGUGGGCGCUGGGCGACGCGGGCUGCCGCCUGGUGCGGGGCCUGUACGCGCUCAACUUCCACUGCGGCAUGCUGCUGCUGGCCUGCGUCGGCCUGGACCGCUACGUGGCCGUGGUGCAGGCCACGCGCUCCUUCCGCCUGCGGGCCCGGGCCCUGGCGCACCGACGGCCCAUCCUGGCGGCCGUGUGGACGCUGGCGCUGCUGCUGUCGGCCGGGGCCUUCGCCUUCCACCGCAGCUACCCGCUGGGCGGCCGGCAGGUGUGCGAGCUGAGCCUGCCGGCCGGCUGGGAACCCCUGCGCUGGAAGCUGCUGCUGCUGGGCCUGCAGCUGCUGGGCGGCUUCUUCCUGCCGCUGGGCGUCAUGGGCGCCUGCUACCUGUGCGUGGUGCUCAGCCUGCUGCGCUCCCGCAACGCCAAGCGCCGCCGCGCCGUGCGGGUGGUGGCGGCCGUGGUGCUGGUCUUCCUGGGCUGCCAGGUGCCCUACGCCGCCGCGCUGCUGGCCACGGCCGCCCGCCUGGGCGCGGAGGGCCGCUCGUGCCCCGGGGAGCAGCGGCUGGCGCUGGCCCUGACGCUCACGCAGGCGCUGGCCUUCCUGCACUGCUGCCUCAACCCGCUGCUCUACGCCUUCGUGGGCCAGCGCUUCCGUGGACACUUCCUGCGGGCGGCCAAGGACCUGUGGUGCCUGCGGGGGGCCUCGGGGACGGGGGCGGGGGCCGGGCCCCCCUGCGCCUGGCUGCACUCGGACACCGCAGCGUCCAGGCAGAACAGCGAGGCAGCUGAUGAUGCCUCCUCCUUCACCAUGUGA
Erinaceus europaeus (western European hedgehog) is the source of this 1362-nucleotide messenger RNA. RefSeq names its product C-C motif chemokine receptor 6 (gene CCR6). Lineage: Eukaryota; Metazoa; Chordata; Mammalia; Eulipotyphla; Erinaceidae. The record is from RefSeq and is a predicted model, not a curated record. The transcript has 3 exons. The coding region runs from base 235 to 1362 and encodes 375 amino acids. Gene Ontology annotation, molecular function: chemokine receptor activity. Gene Ontology annotation, cellular component: membrane. Gene Ontology annotation, biological process: immune response; thymocyte migration; G protein-coupled receptor signaling pathway.